AGAGUAUACAAAUCUUGAUUCCAACAACAUAGUAAGUAAUACUAUGUCACCGCACAAUCUCCAGAAUCCGAAAUUAAAAACCCAGCCACAACAACCACCCCUUCUCCUCCCUGCUCCUCUCUCUCUCUCUCUCUCUCUCCCGUCCUUCAUUCUCAACUUCGUUGCUCCGGCGAAGAGUGGGGGACGGAAUCCUUGUCGGCCAGGAGAUAAGAAGAAGAUACAAAGGAGGGGAAAGUGAUGAUGCACAACAGUGUAUAAAAGCACCGACACUUAUACUGGUCGGCGCAUAGUGUCGUCACCCUCUCUUUCUGUCAUGGAUGGAUUCUCCUUUUUCUUCCAUUACCCUUUUCUAUGUAACAGAAGAACUUGGCUUCGUUCCCACGGCAGCACCUUCAUCUGAUUAAUAGUAAAGGUUCAAGUAGAGAUUUAUAAAAAAAUUAGUCCUGAUUCCCAAUUCAAUUACUUUUCAGUUCUGACGGAACAACCAUAGCGUUCCUUUUUGCUUCAAUUUCAUAUUUGUCGACAGACCCAGACCGUGUUGAUUUGCGAUUGAAAAGCAGGAGAAGGGCGGUUUACGAUGCAAUGGAUAAUCAGAUUUCCAGGUUUUGUAUCCGCUACAAUGGUCAUGAUUGUUGUAGUUCCUUGUCUCCAAUCUUUUCAUCCUGCUGAAGCCAUAAGAUCUUCUCAUACUCAUAUUGACGGACCCAUUCGUCUUCCCGGUGGUCAUAAUCCAGGCAGCGUAUCAUCCUUUCGUAGAGCUUCUACUUUCCGUAAUGCCGCUGGAUGUGAACCAAAGAAAGGUUCAGGUUCAGGGAAUGUAUGCGAUCCGUCUCUGGUGCACGUUGCAAUUACUCUGGAUUUCGAGUAUUUAAGAGGUUCGAUUGCUGCGGUUCAUUCGAUAUUGCAACACUCGUCAUGCCCGGAGAGUAUUUUCUUCCACUUUUUGGUUUCGGAUACGGGUCUGAAAACCCUAGUUGGGUCAACUUUCCCCGAAUUGAAGUUUAAGGUGUACUAUUUUGAGCCGGAGAUUGUUCGGAAAUUAAUCUCAACAUCGGUGAGGCAGGCGUUGGAGCAGCCGUUAAAUUACGCGAGGAAUUACUUGGCGGAUAUAUUGGAGGCGUGUGUUGGGAGGGUGAUCUAUCUGGACUCGGAUCUGGUGGUGGUUGAUGACGUGUCGAAGCUUUGGAAUACAAGCUUAGGAGAGAAAACCAUCGGGGCACCUGAAUAUUGUCACGCCAACUUCACAAAAUAUUUCACCGCCGGUUUCUGGUCCAACAGCCAGUAUUCUAGCAUUUUCCAGGACAGGAAUCCGAAGCCUUGUUACUUUAACACGGGAGUCAUGGUAAUCGAUCUGGGUAAAUGGAGGCACUCCGGCUACACCAAAAGGAUCGAGAGGUGGAUGGAGAUCCAGAAGAACCAUCGGAUAUAUGAGCUUGGAUCGUUGCCGCCGUUCCUGUUGGUUUUUGCUGGAGACGUGGCUCCGAUAGAUCAUGGAUGGAACCAACACGGCUUGGGCGGGGAUAACGUCAAGGGUAGCUGCCGUGACCUGCACCCUGGUCCGGUCAGCUUACUUCAUUGGAGUGGGAGUGGGAAGCCAUGGCUAAGACUCGAUUCCAAACACCCCUGUCCCUUAGAUGCCCUAUGGGCUCCAUACGAUCUCUACGGAUACUAGCCGCCGUCAAUCUCAUUUUAUCAUUAUCAUUAUCAUUUAUCCCCUCCCCUCCCCUCCGCCGGUAAAUUUCUCCGACUCAGACCAAUGUUUUUUUAUUUGUUUCUUACAUCUUCUUCUUCUUCUUGUAUUACGUUCGGUUUGUUUUGUUUUCGGGGUUUAUAGUUUUUGUUGGAUUUGUAUUCUAUCCCAUUAUUUCUGCAUUAUGAUAAUAAAAGUCAACAGAUAUUCAAUUUC
Lactuca sativa (garden lettuce) is the source of this 1906-nucleotide messenger RNA. It is a transcript of the gene GATL7, whose product is annotated as galacturonosyltransferase-like 7. Lineage: Eukaryota; Viridiplantae; Streptophyta; Magnoliopsida; Asterales; Asteraceae. The record is from RefSeq and is a predicted model, not a curated record. Gene Ontology annotation, molecular function: glycosyltransferase activity. Gene Ontology annotation, cellular component: Golgi apparatus.